AUGACAUCGGCCCCGACAAUUCUGGCUACGUGCAAGCAGACACGGUUUCAUCUGCUAGAUGAUAAUCCUUCGCAGGAGAUCGAUGUGGAGGGACUUAACAUCAUAGUCACAUCAUCUGCACCUGAAUCCACGGAAGAUGCCUCAAAGCCAAAGACCAAAGGAAAAUCAAGGGCCAAGGCUGCGGGGAGAGAGCUCAUAUCAGACGCGCACCUACGACUCAAGGCAGGCGUUCACUAUGGGUUACUAGGUCGCAACGGAACUGGAAAGUCAACGCUGCUCCGGGCAAUGGCCGAGAAACUCAUUCCUGGCAUCCCGCAUGCGACUCGCAUGGCUAUUUUGCAGCAAACAGACCAGCAGGAUGACGUUACAUUCGGCGAAGACCCUAAUCAGGACAAAACUGUUUUGGAAGCCGUUCUCAGCAGCGAUGAAAGUAGGAACGAGGCUGUUCGGAUGACAGAAUUUCUGUCGAAAAGUUUUGAGACUGAAGAUCCAAUGCAGCCCGUGCGGGCGAUCCGUAAAAUCCGGCACCAGAAAGCAGAAAAGCAUCUCUUCCUGGCUCACAAGAACGCAAGCCUGAAAAGCGGUGCUCGAGGUCUACAAGCAAGAAAAGACCUGAAGGCUGCCGAGGGGAAGCUCGAGGCUGCAUCGGAGAUGUUGGCCCAGGAUGUAGCCGCUAUCGAUGCGGAGACAGUCCAGUCGGAUACCCAAGCUGCCGUUGAGACACUACAAAAUUUACAGUCUCAAAUCGAAGACAUGAAACUUGCUGAUAUGAAGCAACAAGCCCGUCGCGUUCUUCUUGGUCUCGGCUUUAAAGAAGACGGAUUCGAGAAGAAAGUCUCUACGCUCUCAGGUGGCUGGCGUAUGCGAUGUAUGCUAGCCAGCGUUCUGGUCCAAGACCCCGACAUCAUGAUCCUAGAUGAGCCGACCAACUUCCUCGAUCUGCUAGGAGUAGUGUGGCUAGAGAAUUACCUGAAACAACUCCGCGACACAUCAGAAACAACCAUCGUCUUGGUUUCACACGACAGAGAUUUCAUCAAUGCUGUCUGCGAGGAGAUUGUCAUUCUGCGAGAUCAGAAAUUGACUUAUUUCCGAGGGAACCUGUCUGCAUACGAGCAAGAUUUCGAGGAACAGAAGCUCUACCUAGGGCGCAUGAAGGAGGCCCAAGAACGGCAGGUUGCGCAUAUGGAAGCUAGUAUCCGGGAGAAUAUGAAAAUUGGAAAGAAGACCAAUGACGAAAAUAAGCUGCGACAAGCUAAGUCACGGCAGAAAAAGGUCGAUGACCGGAUGGGUCUUCAAGUCAGCGCAAACGGGGGACGUUUCAAGCUGAACCGUGAUCUAGUCGGAUGGCAUCUCCACAAUCGGGCUGAGAUCGACGUUCCGACAGAUGAAAAGGGCGCGACUAUGAGCUUGCCCGAUGCGACGGAGUUGCGGUUCCCUGGGCCGCUGGUAUCGCUUGAGGGUAUUGUCUUCCAGUACAAGAAAACCGACCGCGUCAUCCUGGAUGACGUGAACUUGGUUGUUCACCUGGGUGAUCGUGUCGGAAUUAUGGGUCUCAAUGGAUCGGGGAAAACAACGCUGCUCCGUAUUUUGACGGGACAGGUGUCUCCUUCCAAGGGCAAGGUGUCGACUCACUCCCGGUUGAAAGUGGGCUACUAUAGCCAACACUCCGUGGAAGAGCUGCAAGAACGUGGCCGAGGCGAGCCUAGCUUAACUGCGCUGGGCUUGUUGACAAUUGAGACUGAAGGAUCGCUGAACGAGGGCGCUAUCAGAGGUCUACUUUCUUCAAUGGGGUUAGCGGGUCGUAUUGCAUCUGAUGUCCCUGUGGCCAAGCUGUCAGGCGGACAACUGGUCCGCCUUGCAUUAGCUCGAAUCGUCUGGAGUGCACCACAACUUCUGAUUCUUGAUGAAAUCACCACGCAUUUGGAUUUCCACACUGUCACUGCAUUAGCUACGGCUCUCUCCUCCUUCAAUGGCGCCGUGCUACUAAUUUCACACGAUCGUUUCCUUGUUCGGUCGGUAAUUGAGGGCAAGCGAGAUACCGAGCAUAAGCUUGAUGAAGAUUUCGAAGGGCUGGAGGAGGAAGAGACCGAAGAAACGCCAAGGCGCCGGUCGGUCUAUGUGAUUAAACAAGGCAAGAUGAACGAACAGAAGAAUGGGGUGGAGCAGUUCGAAAAGAGCCUGGUGAAGAGGAACUUCCUCAUGGCUGGCUUGUGCAAGCGGAUCUUGUCUUGCCCUAGGGUUGCCCGUCAGUGGGGCAUACAGACUCGACUUCAGAGCACUCGCGCCGCAUCAAGAUCUAACGCCACCGUCGUCCCUGAAUUGCCUCCUCCGCAUCCCGCAACCGAGGCCUCCAAACCGUCAAAAUUCAAGUCCACGAAGCCCUUCUCCGAAUUCCUCACCGAUACCUUCAAUCGGCAACAUGACUAUCUCCGCAUUAGCGUCACGGAACGGUGCAAUCUCCGGUGUCUGUAUUGCAUGCCCGAGGAAGGCAUAGACCUCUCGCCCUCUGCGAAACUGCUUACAUCCCCGGAGAUCCUAUACCUAUCCUCGCUAUUCGUCUCACAAGGCGUGACCAAAAUCCGAUUGACUGGCGGAGAACCGACGGUCCGCAAGGACAUCGUGCCAUUGAUGCAGGACAUUGGCAAGCUGCGACAAAAUGGGCUUCGGGAAUUGUGUCUAACAACCAACGGAAUCUCAUUACAUCGAAAAUUGGACUCGAUGGUGGAGGCUGGUUUGACGGGAGUCAAUCUCAGCCUUGACACGCUGGAUCCAUUCCAGUUCCAGAUCAUGACGAGACGCAAGGGAUUCGAUGCUGUGAUGAAGAGCAUCGACCGCAUUCUGGAAAUGAAUAAGGUCGGUGCGGGGAUCAAGUUGAAGAUCAAUUGUGUUGUUAUGAGGGGAAUGAACGACCGAGAGAUCCUUCCGUUCGUGGAGCUGGGCCGCGAGAAGCCGAUUGAAGUGCGCUUCAUCGAGUAUAUGCCUUUCGGUGGAAACAAAUGGAACCAGGAAAAGAUGUUCUCAUAUCAGGAGAUGCUGGCUGUUAUCCGAGAGAAGUAUCCCACGUUCGAAAAAGUGGCCGACCACAAGAAUGACACGAGUAAGACAUACCGUGUUCCUGGCUUCGAGGGCCGCGUGGGAUUUAUCACGAGCAUGACACACAACUUCUGUGGUACCUGCAACAGGCUACGUAUUACUAGCGACGGAAAUCUCAAAGUCUGUCUGUUCGGUAACUCUGAAGUCUCCUUGCGGGAUAUCAUUCGUAAGGAGAAUGGUGGGAGCCCGAUUGACGUGGAUGCAAUGAACAACCUGCAGCUGUUGGAAACAGUACAAAACGCAGCGCGCCUUAGCGACGAAGGCGGCUUGGUGAAUGAACGAGAACGUGAGAUUCUCGACAUCAUCGGCAUGGCAGUGAAACGAAAGAAGGCGAAACACGCCGGCAUGGCACAACUUAAGGAUAUGAAGAACCGUCCUAUGAUCUUGAUUGCUUCCCAAAGUCGUCUCUACCACCCCGGGCGCUCUAAGCCAGAGACCACAGACUGUACUUCUCGUCCAUCUCCCUCUCUACCCACCACCUCAGACACCGACCUCCCUCACCUUACACCAUCCAAGACCGUACACAUGACACAGAUCACCGAAAAGCCCGAAACAAAGCGCGUCGCCACAGCCGCCUGCACCGUCUCCUUCUCAAACGCCCGACCCUGGGAAAUCCUCCGCGAAGGCCAAACCACGCACAAAGGCGACGUCUUCAGCGUCGCCCGGAUCGCGGGUAUCAUGGCCGCCAAAAGAACGCCUGAUAUUGUGCCCCUUUGCCAUCCCGGCAUUGGUAUUACCGGAGUCGAGGUCAGCGUGGAACUCGUUGGGCCUGCGGGGGACAGGGACAGGGAUCACGGCGCCAUGCAUGUCGUGGCGUCGGUCAGCUGCUUCGGUCGCACAGGCGUAGAAAUGGAGGCUAUGACGGCUACUAUGGGUGCGGCUUUGACGGUUUAUGAUAUGCUCAAGGCUGUGGAUAAGGGGAUGGUCAUUGAUUCUGUCCGAUUGUUGGAGAAACAGGGUGGGAAGAGUGGGCAUUGGGUACGGGAAUGA
Penicillium roqueforti is the source of this 4083-nucleotide messenger RNA. RefSeq lists its product as uncharacterized. Gene Ontology annotation, molecular function: cyclic pyranopterin monophosphate synthase activity; ATP binding; GTP 3',8'-cyclase activity. Lineage: Eukaryota; Fungi; Ascomycota; Eurotiomycetes; Eurotiales; Aspergillaceae. The record is from RefSeq and is a predicted model, not a curated record. The transcript is spliced from 9 exons. Bases 1 to 4083 code for a protein of 1360 amino acids. Gene Ontology annotation, biological process: Mo-molybdopterin cofactor biosynthetic process.